Exophiala bonariae is the source of this 1758-nucleotide messenger RNA. RefSeq lists its product as uncharacterized. Gene Ontology annotation, cellular component: transcription factor TFIIA complex. The transcript is spliced from 8 exons. Gene Ontology annotation, biological process: transcription initiation at RNA polymerase II promoter; transcription by RNA polymerase II. The record is from RefSeq and is a predicted model, not a curated record. NCBI's taxonomy places the organism in Eukaryota, Fungi, Ascomycota, Eurotiomycetes, Chaetothyriales, Herpotrichiellaceae. The coding region runs from base 1 to 1758 and encodes 585 amino acids.
AUGUCCAAAGCGACGGUGGGCGAGGUCUAUGCCAAAGUGAUCAAUGAUGUCUGCGAUCACUCGAGACAGGACUUCGAAGAAGGUGGUGUCGAACUGGCAACCCUAGACUUGUUGAGAUCGGAAUGGCAGAAGAAGCUGUCCAGCCUCAAGGUUGCUCAAUUACCAUGGGAUCCUCCGCCAAUGCCGGUCAAGGAGCAGACCCUUCCGAGCAAUGCUAAAGCUAUCCCUCAAACUCUCCCUAGCAAUGGUAAUACCGUCAACAGUCCACCACCCCAGCAAGCGCCGUCGGCUGCUCCUCUUAAGGGCGAGAGCAGUUCGGCUUUUCCAACCCAACUUCCCCCUCCACAAAAUUACCAAGUACCAUCAUUUCCUCAAGGACAGCCAUUGACAGCACGGGAGCGAGCAGCACAAAGCCUACAUGACAAUUUUGGCCAUCGUGCUGGUGCUCAGAUCGCUCAAUUACAAUCCAAUCAGCCUCGAGUUCCAAUCCAACCAGCGGGUAGCCCGACCAGUAACUUCAUUAAGCAGGAAGAAGGUUCAGCGCCGUUGUCAGGAGUCCAGGACUAUCAUAAUGGCGUACCACAACAAUCGGCUGCUCCAAUUCAAGCGAGUCAAACUGAUGGAGCCGGCGAAGCACAUGAUGAGUGGACGGCAGAAUACCUAAGACGCAAAGCAUUAUUUAACAAUCGCGGUGCCGAGGCCGACCGAUUGAUGAAGACACAGUUCAUGGCCAAGCAACAAGAAAUGGAAGGUGGAGGACUAUUGUUGAGUCUUGACGAGCGGACCACUCUCCACAAAAAGGCAUUACACCGAGCCAACGAGUUACAAGUCAGUGGAACGACAGCGUCACCCACCGGACAGCCUUCCAGCAUUGCGCGAGCUCAAGGUGACGCCGCUGGUGAUGACGACGAUGAUGUGGACGAUGAGGACGCAAUCAACUCCGACCUUGACGACCCCGACGAUCUAGCAGCAAAUGAGGAAGAUGGAGAGAAUACCGACCAAGUAAUGCUUUGCACAUAUGACAAGGUUCAACGCGUCAAGAACAAGUGGAAGUGCACACUCAAGGAUGGAGUUCUCCGAGUCGAGGGCAAUGAAUAUGUAUUCCACAAAGGUCAAGCUGCUGUCAAGCACCCCGUGUUUGUGCUUCUCGUGGCCGAGAUGGCAUUAUUCGUGGCUCUGAUCAUCCCACUGCCAUAUGCAGCCAAACGAAAGCUAUUCAACUUCAUCUCCGAAAGUCCAUUGGUGGCCAAACUACAGUAUGGAAUGAAGAUCACCUUCAUAUUCAUCCUUAUUCUUUUCGUCGACAGCGUCAACAGAGUCUAUCGUGUUCAGGUUGAAAUGGCUCUUCUUGCAAAGGAUUCCUCCGGUGUUGGACGAGCUGCCGCCGUUGGGUCCGAACGUAUGGAAGUCCAAGCUCGCAAGUUCUAUUCUCAACGCAACAUGUACCUCACUGGAUUUACCCUCUUCCUGUCUCUGAUCCUUAACCGCACUUACGGCAUGAUCCUCGAUGUCCUCCGUUUGGAGGAGAAGGUCAAGAUGUACGAAGGUGAUAAGGAUGCCGGUGGCAAGGAAGGAGAGAAGCUCGGCCACAGAUACCGCGCAGAUCAGAUUGGAGAACUCAAGAAGCAACUUGAUCAGAAGGAUCGUGAUCUCCAAGCUAUGAAGAAGCAGGCCCAAGGUCUGCAGAAGGAGUACGAUAGUUUGAGCACAAAGUACAACCAGACGAACCCUGGAGAUGGAAACAAGAAGAGUAACUAG